This is a messenger RNA of Trametes versicolor FP-101664 SS1, 561 nucleotides long. RefSeq lists its product as uncharacterized. The transcript has a single exon. The coding region runs from base 1 to 561 and encodes 186 amino acids. NCBI's taxonomy places the organism in Eukaryota, Fungi, Basidiomycota, Agaricomycetes, Polyporales, Polyporaceae. The record is from RefSeq and is a predicted model, not a curated record.
AUGACCCAAGGAAGCAUCCCCUUCACUGUCUUUGCCCUGGAACGCAGCCGGCUGCCGGCGCACAGCGCUGGAAGCUACAAAACAUCAGAAAACAUCCUCUAUGAUGUCCCAAUCGCUCCACGCAUCCCUCUCCACAUCGGCCUGCUCGUCCGCAUCGCCGCAAUUCUCCCCGCCCACCCGCAAGCGCUCCCAGCCGCUGGAGAAAGUGGCGGAGGCAGCACCUACUACACCGCAACGGAGACGGAGAUCGUGAGGCGAGUUGUGGGGGUCAGAACGAUGGAAAGACUCACCACCGAACUGGUCGUGAAGAACGAGAACGCUGCAACCGCCGCAGCGUAUGCGUAUCUCACAAUCCACCAUGAAGAGGGGAAGACGGUCCAUCUCCCGCUGUGGAUAAGAACUGCACGUGCGGUCUUCCGCCGAGGCCUGGCGAACACAAGAGACGUGCCGAUCGAGCAGGACGCCGUCGUGCGCUUCCGCCAGAGCCACAACCAGCUGGGCGAGCACACGAACUGCCCUGCAGCGGUAGUACCUACAGCGGAGGAGUGGAUGGAUGAGUAG